UAAUUUUGGUGGUCUGCCACCGUCUCUCCAGUCCUCUCCUCGUCAUAAUUUGAAGCAAUUAGUACUUCUCUGCUCACAACCGUACUGAACUGAUUCAAGUGGCUCACUGCUAUAGCUCGCUAGCUCAUCAGAAGCAAAUCGGCAGAGCUAGCUAGAAUAAUCUACUCGAGAUGUUUAGAGCAAUGGCGCACCGCCUUCUUCUGAGGGGUAAGAUGAGCGUCGGCCUCGCUCGCUUCUCCGCGGCCCCGAGUUCCCAGAGGCUGGCCGGGAAGGUGGCCGUCAUCACCGGCGCCGCCAGCGGCAUGGGCAAGGCGACCGCUGCGGAGUUCGUCAGGAACGGCGCCAAGGUCAUCCUCACUGACAUUCAGGACGACCUCGGCCACGCCGUGGCCACCGAGCUCGGCCCCAACGCCUCCUACGCCCGCUGCGACGUCACGGACGAGGCGCAGAUCGCCGCGGCCGUCGACCUCGCGGUGGCGCGCCACGGCAAACUCGACAUCCUGCACAACCACGCUGGGGUCGCCGGGAGGAUGACCAUGGACUCCGUCGCGUCCCUCGACCUCGCCGACUUCGACCGCACCAUGGCGGCCAACGCCCAGUCCGCCGUCGCCGGGAUCAAGCACGCGGCGCGCGUGAUGGAGCCGCGCCGGAGCGGGUGCAUCAUCUGCACGGCGAGCACGGCGGGGGUACUAGGCGGCGUGAACCCCGCGUACUGCAUCUCCAAGGCCGCCGUGAUCGGCGCCGUUCGGGCGUUGGCCCGGGAGCUGGGGAGGCACGGCGUGCGCGUGAACGCCAUCUCGCCGCAUGGCGUCGCGACGCCGUUCGGGCUGCGCGGGCUGGCGGAGCUGCUCCCGGAGGCGAGCGAGGAGGAGCUGAGGCGAAUGGUGGAGGCGGGCAUGAACGAGAUGGGCGGGGCGGUUCUGGAGGUGGAGGACAUCGCGCGGGCGGCCGUGUACCUGGCGUCCGAGGAGGCCAGGUACGUCAACGGGCACAACCUCGUCGUCGACGGCGGGUUUACCGUGGGGAAACUGAUUCACAUGCCCGAUCCGGUGAGGAGUGAGUGACAGGCAUGGCAUGGGCAUGACAGUAAUAAAGAUGAGGAUAAACAUCAAGCGUACUGAGCUGGUACCCAUCUUCCACAGCAUGCGCAAUAAAUUCAGGAAAAAUAAUGGAUUCCACCGAGUGAUUUAGGGUGCAUGUGCGUGAUGUCACAUAGGAUAAAUCCUAAGGUGGAGCAAAGAGAAAUCAUAAGAAAAAAAAAUACCUUCUUUUAUUUAAGAGAUGAUCUAUUUUUAGAAAUAGCUAGUUAUUGAAGAUAAGACUAAGAGAUAACCCAUUAUAGGCUUGUACUUAUUGUCAUAUCUGAAUUACAUGUAAGUUUUAAGAUAGAAUGGCCUUAUCAACCAUUGUACAUGCCCUUAGAUCUUAAUACGCGAGUGCAUGUGUGUUG
Messenger RNA from Triticum dicoccoides, 1450 nucleotides. RefSeq names its product momilactone A synthase-like. The record is from RefSeq and is a predicted model, not a curated record. The transcript has 3 exons. Lineage: Eukaryota; Viridiplantae; Streptophyta; Magnoliopsida; Poales; Poaceae. Bases 171 to 1064 code for a protein of 297 amino acids.